Elgaria multicarinata webbii is the source of this 1601-nucleotide messenger RNA. RefSeq names its product potassium voltage-gated channel modifier subfamily V member 1 (gene KCNV1). Gene Ontology annotation, molecular function: voltage-gated potassium channel activity; protein binding. Bases 1 to 1521 code for a protein of 506 amino acids. NCBI's taxonomy places the organism in Eukaryota, Metazoa, Chordata, Lepidosauria, Squamata, Anguidae. The record is from RefSeq and is a predicted model, not a curated record. Gene Ontology annotation, cellular component: membrane; voltage-gated potassium channel complex. The transcript has 3 exons. Gene Ontology annotation, biological process: potassium ion transmembrane transport; protein homooligomerization.
AUGAAGUCCCCUCCAUGCUGCCUGUCCCUUUCUUCUGGGGCAUCCGUGGAAGAGCUGGACGAGAGCACAUCCUUGGGAUCUCUGGAGUCCAGCGUCUUCUGUAGCGAGCUGGAGCCUGGAUCCUUGCUGCAGCGGGUCGUCCCCUCCUUAGACUGUAUCACCAUCAAUGUGGGAGGCGCCCGCUUUGUGCUGUCCCAACAAAAGCUGUGCUGCUACCCGGACACUCGCCUGGGCAAGCUGGCUGUGGUGGUAUCAGCCGCCCAGGAUGUGACCUCCAGCCUCCUGGACCUCUGCGAUGAUGCCAAUGUGGUGGAGAAUGAGUAUUUCUUUGAUCGUAGCUCUCAGGCGUUUCGCUACAUCCAUAAUUAUUACCAGACCGGCCGGCUGCAUGUGAUGGAUCAGCUGUGUGCCCUUUCCUUCCUGCAGGAGAUUCAGUACUGGGGGCUGGAUGAGCUCAGCAUAGACUCUUGCUGCAGGGACAGGUACUUCAGACGCAAGGAACUGAGUGAAGUCUUGGAUAUCAAGAAAGAUGCCGAAGAACUGGAUGCCCAAGUUGAGGAGGAGGAAUUCUCUGGGAGCCUAUGCCCUUGUUUCAGGCAGAAGCUUUGGGAAAUAUUGGAAAAACCUGGGUCUUCUGUAACGGCCAGGAUUUUUGGCACUAUCUCGAUGGCCUUCGUCAUCAUCUCUAUUGCCAACAUGGCCCUGAUCUCCGUAGAACUGAGCUGGCUGCCGCCACAGUUCCUAGACAUCCUGGAGUAUGUGUGCAUUGCCUGGUUCACGGGAGAGUUUGUCCUGCGCUUCCUCUGUGUACAAAACAAAUUCCACUUUAUGAGGAAUGUCACAAACAUCAUAGACCUUCUGGCCAUUUUGCCCUUCUACAUCACACUGCUGGUGGAGAGCUUGCGGGGCAGACACAGCUCCCAGGAGCUGGAGAACAUGGGCCGCAUUGUCCAGGUGUUGAGGCUCCUGAGGGGUCUGCGCAUGUUGAAGUUGGGCAGGCAUUCAACAGGUUUGCGGUCCCUUGGGAUGACCAUUGCGCAGUGCUACGAAGAGGUUGGCAUGCUCUUGCUUUUCCUCUCUGUGGGCAUCUCCAUCUUUUCCACAGUGGAGUAUUUUGUGGAGCAAGGUGUCCACGGCACAACGUUCACGAGUGUGCCCUGUGCCUGGUGGUGGGCUACAACCUCCAUGACCACCGUCGGCUAUGGAGACGUUCGACCAGAUACAACGAUGGGCAAGAUAGUUGCCUUUAUGUGUAUAUUGUCGGGAAUUCUGGUCCUGGCUUUGCCAAUAGCCAUCAUCAAUGAUCGCUUUUCUGCUUGCUACUUUACCCUGAAGAUCAAGGAAGCUGCCCUCCGGCAGCGUGAAGCCUUAAAGAAGCUCACAAAGAAUAUGUCCAGCGACUGCAAUAUCAACAUUAACUUACGAGACAUAUAUGCACGAAGUGUCAUGGAUGUGUUGAGGCUGAAAAGCCGUGAUAGAACAAGUACUAGGAGUAGUGGUGGUGAUGAGUUUUGGUUUUGAUUUUUAAACAUUUUUGUUUUAUAAUGGUUGUCUAAUGUGUUGACAGCUUUGAAAAUACAGUGUUGAAUGCCUGGCUAACA